Molecule: messenger RNA, 7852 nt
Organism: Solea solea (common sole)
Lineage: Eukaryota; Metazoa; Chordata; Actinopteri; Pleuronectiformes; Soleidae
Gene: pappa2
Product: pappalysin 2
Exons: 27
Coding region: 1134-6557 (1807 amino acids)
Molecular function (GO): metallopeptidase activity
Source: RefSeq, a predicted model, not a curated record
GUGAAUGGAGGAGGAUAUUACAACCAGUGCAUGGACCGGUGCAGAGAAGAAAUAGCAACUCACUCUCUGAAGCUCCCAGACGCACAACAAUUCCAAGAGGAGCCGACAUUACACGGAUUCCGGACAUUGAUGGACUGCUAUUUUUUCUUCUUCUUCCAAUAAUACACAAUAAUAAUUCCUGUUCUUCUUCAAAACAAGCUUCUUGCUCAACAAGUAAGGUCACUGUUUUAGAGCUGGCACUGUGCCCUGCACUUGAUUCUGCCUCUGGAGAUGACUUUUUUUUUUAAAUUAUCACUCUGAUUCACCUUGCAGCCAUGUUUUGGGACAGGACGCAUUAAUGGUGCCGCAGUGGUCAGGUAAAAAUAAAACAAGAAACGAGAGGCUUUGGGGGGCAACAAAGGUUUAAUAACGCAGAACCUUAAGAAGGGAAAGGACAUCCACACCUUCCAUCGCUGAUACAAGAAGUCAGAUUCUAUUGAUUUCAAAUCUUUUUAAUCACCGGUGGGAUUUUACCCUCACCGGUUGUGCUUGUGUGCUACAAAAUUAGACUUGAAUCAAAACAGACUAUCAAAUAUUACCAGGAUCAAAGUGACAGAGGUUACACACAUGAAUGGGAAAGAAGCAGAGCUCUGCUUCUAAAGAUCCGCGCAAAGUGCGAGAGAGAGAGAGAGAGAGAGAGAGAGAGAGAGAGAGAGCGAGAGAGAGAGGAGAGCCACUGCAGCUGCGCCAACAAAAGAGUUGGGCUCACUUUAAAGUGUUUUCUGUGAUUAGAUUCUGACAUUCUUCCUCACUCCUCCUGAAUAUAACACACUAAAUAUAAUCCGACAUUUACGCACGGUUACGCACGAAGCCCAUGUGUGAGACCCUCCAGGAUGCACUGAUGCUUAAGAUUUGGUUAUUUCACUCAUGAUUUUGGGCAAGUAAAUUAAUUGCAAAUCUCCGAACACGCAAGAGCAGUUAUUCUUUUUUACUGCAUGUAAAUAAAUCGGAUGAUCACACAGUCUGCUGGGAAACCUCUUGCUGCUGAGUUGGAAAACAGGGGCACAUUCUUCAAAGAGUGACAUUAUUUUUCCUUUUUUUAUUCAAUAUAAAUACAAAUAAAACUUGUAUACAGGCUAUACAUUAGUAUAACAAUGUUAUUGAUCAGACUACUGGCUGUCUUCCUCGUCCUCAUUACGAACACGUGGCUGCUCAGCCCGGUUCGCUCCAACGCGCUCAGUCGCUACAAACGCGCCAUGGCACAGCGGGCGGACCAUGAGCUCUCGAGGCUAGGAGGUGAACCCUGCACCGUCGCCGGGGUCUGGAGGUCCCGGCGGCAGCCCCGCUCCCUCUCCCCGUCACAACAUCGCCCUCCAGCGGCCCAUCCGAGGACGCACACGACGAGCCUGCGAGAGCUGUACACUGUGAAGAUCGCUGCUGCGGUCUGUGCAGGAGGGUGCGGGGGUGACGACGCCGGCCACCGCCGGGUCCAGGAGAAGGCAGGCUGGAGCAACGCGGAGGACGGAAUUGUGACGUUGCAUCAGAAACGCUCCACAAGUGACAGCGGAGGCGCAAGUCAUGUCAGCGAGGACGCGGGCAGAUCCGCGCGUAAAGACGCCGAGCAGAGCGCGUCCUCCUCGGCCAGCGCGCCAUCACCACUCAGCUCCGGCUCCAGACUUGCGCGCAGCGUCGACACCAAGUUUCCAUACGAGGAUGAGGGCAACUCCAGCUGGGAGAAAGUUUUCCACGACAGCGUAACAGAUUCCAGAGGACUCCAGGUUCUCCACAAACUGCAGCGGGGAGAUGCAGCGACCGUGGAGGACGACUAUUCCGGGGAGAUGGAAGAGGCAGACCCGCCGGCGAGCCUGCCCGUCGGCGGCUCCUCAACGUGGGGGAGCCCAGUGCCCCGGGUGCCCCCUUCAUGGAUGACCGCCCUCUACUUCAGCGGUCGUAGGGAGUUGUUGAAGCUGAAGCCGGCGGUGACAGUGGAGCUGCCGAGGGCCAAAUUCAGCCUGGAGCUGUGGGUGAAUCCUGAAGGAGGGCAGAGCAACCCUGCAGUAAUAGCAGGUGUAUUUGACAACUGCUCCCAUUCACUGAGUGAGAAGGGCUGGUCAGUAGGUAUACGCACUGUGGAAACUGCCGGCAUCAAAGACGCAAGGUUCUACUUCACGCUCCGGACAGACCGGGCAGUAAAGUCUACCACCGUCUACAGCCACCAGCGAUACCGAGCCAGUGUCUGGACUCACUUAAUGGCCACUUACAACGGCCACAACAUGACCCUGUAUGUUGAUGGCGCUAAGGUUGGGGAAAGCAACCUGCAGUCUGGGAAUCUGUACAGCCCCUUCAUGAGGACCUGCAGAACCCUCUUCCUCGGCAGCAACCAAUCAGAUCUAGGAUACAGCUUCAGGGGCCACAUAGGGGGCGUGGUUUUGUGGGGCUACGCCCGCUCUCAUGAGGACCUGCUAAAGCGUCCGCUUCAAACUGACAAGAGUGAGCCGGUCUUGGCAAUGUGGGCUGACUUUUCUAAUGUGGAACAGCUCUGGAGUCCAUAUAAAACUGGCCUUCAUCCAACCAUUAUCACCAUUCCAGUCCCUGAACGGGAACUAGUCUCCUCAUUCCUGCCACCACCCUGUGGCCUGACACUCUGCGACAACACUGACAUCAUCUUCGGCUACAACAACAACUGGCAGCUUCGUAACUCCAAACAGGUUCGCUACCGGAUCGUCAACCUCAGCGAAGACGAUGGUGGAAACCCCACGGUAAUGCCAGCCCAGAUCCAAGUCCAGCACCGGGCUCUGACUGAGGCCUUUCUCCCCUACAACAUCACCCUGGAUCUGAGUGUUCACACUGUCAGAAACUCCAGCCUCAGGCAGAAGUUCAUACUGAGCAACUGUCGAAUUGGAAAGAUCGGUAAUCGCCAGUGUGACCCUGAGUGCGACCACCCAAGAACGGGCCACGACGGAGGGGACUGUCUUCGACUGGGACCCUGCUACAACUGGAAGAGGCAGGAUGGGGUUUGUAACAUGGAGUGCAACAGCAUACACUACGACUACGAUGAUGGAGACUGCUGCGACCCGGAGGUCACUGACGUCCUCAAGACCUGCUUUGAUCCUGAGUCCCCUGACAGGGCCUAUAUGAGCGUGAAAGAGCUAAAGGAGGAGCUAAACCUGAGCGGCUCAGACACACUCAAUGUUUUCUUUGCUAGCAACUCAGUGCGCGAAGAGCUGGCAGGGGCUGCAACGUGGCCGUGGGCAAAGGAGGCGCUGACCCACCAAGGUGGGAUGGUGCUCAACCCGUCCUACUUUGGUACCGUAGGACACACCAACACCAUGAUCCAUGAGAUGGGACACAUCUUUGGCCUGUACCAUGUCUUCAAAGGGGUGAGCGAGCGGGACUCCUGUGAUGACCCAUGUCAGGAAACCACCCCGUCCAUGGAGACGGGUGACCUGUGUGCCGACACUGCCCCGACACCCAAAUCCAAAGUCUGCCACGAUCCUGGAGCUGUCAACGACACCUGCGGUGUCACCACCUAUCACGACACACCGUACAGCAAUUACAUGAGCUACACAGAUGACAACUGCACAAACCAUUUCACUCCCAACCAAGUGGCUAGGAUGCACUGUUAUCUGGACUUGGUUUACCAGAAGUGGCUGAUGGACCGUCAACCAACCCCCAUCCCUCUGGCCCCCAUAAUAACUGACCGGAGCCCAGAUUCUGUCUCUAUUUACUGGCUGCCUCCUAUGAGGGGACCUCUUUAUCAAAGCUCCUCCAUGCAAACAUCUGCCAUUAACUGUGGCAACUGUGAGAAGGAUGGCGUUUUCCACCAGUACGCUUACGAGGCAUCUUCUCCUCGCAUCUGCGACACGUCAGGCUACUGGACACCCGAGGAGGCAGUUGGCCCCCCAGAUGUGGAGCAGCCCUGUGACCCCAGUCUCCAGGCGUGGAGUCCCGAACUCAGCCUGUACGACACGAACGUGACGUCACCUUGCCCCGACACUGAGGGCUGCACGCUCACGCUGAGAUUCCUCCACCCCAUCGUCCCACACGCACUCACCCUCUGGGUCACCUACAUCUCUGCAAACAACCCGGCCAUCGCCAACAUAGAGCUGAUAACAGACACGGGGAAAAGCAUCAACCUCGGAGCCCAGCACGUCUUCUGUGACAUGCCCCUCACGCUGCGCCUGAACACCCACGACGUCGCCAUUGCCGCCAUAAAACUCUGCACCUUUGAUGAGAAGUUGGAGAUCGACGCGGCCAUGUUGUCGUCGGGCCCCGGCGGCCCCCUGUGCUCCGGCUGCCAGCCGCUGCUCUACAGGAUUGAGCGGGAGCCGCCUUUCGCUGGCAGGACACCGUCACCUCAGACUCAUCAGACGUUUACUGACAGCUCUGUAAAGCGGGGAGUCAAGUACCAGUACACGAUCCAGGUGGAAGCAGACGGUCUCGUCAGUGCUCACUCUCCACCUCUCCUCUACACACAUGGACAGUCCUACUGUGGGGACGGUCUGAUACAAGGGACAGAAGAAUGUGAUGACAGUAAUCUGCUGGACGGGGACGGCUGCUCCAAGAAGUGUCUCAAGGAGACGGGCUUCAAAUGCAAUGGCGAACCCAGUCAGUGCUAUGUGUUUGACGGCGACGGCGUGUGUGAGGAGUUCGAGCGGGGCUCCAGCGUGCAGGACUGCGGUUACUUCACACCGCUGGGCUACACGGAUCAAUGGGCAUCCACCGCUACUGCCUCUCACCAGGAUCCCAAACACUGUCCUGCCCACGCUGCCACCGGGGAGCCAUCACUCAAAAAGCUCUGCAGAUAUCAGCACCUCGACGAGAGUGACAAAUCGCCCACCGACGCCUGGUUUCCCUGCACAGCCACAACAGACACAAAUAAUGACCUGGAACAUUCAUUUUGGCUAAAGGUGGGAUUUGUCCACCCUGGAGUGGCAGCCUCUGUCAUGGUGUACCUGGCAUCAGACGGCUCAGUGUCCGGGGAUCAGUGCCGGAGCACAGCCACCAUCUUCCUCUCUGAUACUACCGGCAAAAACCACUCACUAGGGACGUAUGACCUCUCGUGCCACCGGAACCCGUUAGUGGUGAAUGUGACCCAUGACCUCUCGCGGCCCUUCUUCCUCACAGCCUCUGUGAUCCUCCUGUUCUCCUCGCCCUCUGUGGCUGUGGGCGGUGUGGCCCUGAGGACCUCAUGUCACUUCAGCACCUUCGCCCUGACCGGGUGCGCAUCAGAGGGUGGGCUCUCCCACAGCUACCUACUAAACACACACAGCAUCUGUUUGCGGCAGCCGUGUCAGAUGGACAGCUGCAGCCCGCCUCAGUUAGAGCACGCCUCAGUCAGGUGCACAGGAGGAGGAGAAUCCUCCCACUGCUCUGUUCAGUGCCACCGCGGUUUCAGUGUCAACGUCCUCAACGGCAAACGAGCCCCAGCCCAUCAGAGAAAGACGGAGCUGGAGUGUUUUCAAGGUUCAUGGGAUCGUAUCGUGAGCUGUCAGCCCGUGGACUGUGGCCUGCCCGAUCAGUCGCACGUCUACCACGCCAUAUUCAGCUGCCCCUGGGGAACCACCUUUGGCAAACAGUGUUCCUUCACCUGUGGAUCCCCGGCCAUUCUACAAGGUGACAGCGACAGGUUGGUGUGUUUGGAGGACGGACUGUGGUCGUUCCCCGAGGCUUACUGCAAGAUCGAGUGUCCGGAGAUCCCAAACAUCUCCAACGUCAGGCUGCUAACGGCCGACUGCGUGGCCUCGGGUCACGACGUCGGCUCCGCGUGUCGCUACAAAUGUGACCCGGGUUUCUACGUGAAAGGGAGCCUCACGAAGAAAACGCCCAGGAAGUAUUUCAAGUUGGAGUGCCUGGAGGGGGGUCAGUGGGAGGAAAGUGGCUGCGAGCCCAUAUCCUGCCCCGCUUUACCCGACGUAUUCCAGGGCAUGUACACCUGCACCAACGGCCUGUACUACGACACCGUCUGCACUCUGCGCUGCUCGGAUCCAACGGAAAAUAUCGAGAUUCGCUGCACGAAGGACGGCGCCUGGACAGCGGCGUUCUCCAUGUGCUCCAGGCUCCAGGGAUCCUGCUCCUCUCCUCCUGAUCUCAACUCAGUGGAGUACAGCUGUGACCAGGGGAUGGAUGUCGGUGCUGUGUGCUACCCAACAUGCAUCGUGGCCCUGGACAUGGACCUGCGUGACCCGGUGGCUCUGUCCAAUGGCACAACAGCGGACUCUGUGAAGCACUGGAUGCUGCCCACCCAAGUCCAGAGCAUAGUCUGUACAGGGAUGAUGAAGUGGUACCCCGACCCUCAACACAUCCACUGCAUCCCAUCAUGUGAGCCUUUUGGAGGGGAUGGCUGGUGUGACACCAACAACAACCGGGCCUACUGCCAGUACGACGGAGGGGACUGCUGCCCGUCAACGCUCUCCAGCCGAAAGGUCAUCCAGUUUGGGGCGGACUGCAAUCAGGACGAGUGCACUUGCCGUGAUCCGGACGCCGAGGAGAACAAGAGUAAAGCCAAGCCCCUGGAUGGAGGAGGAAAAGGAGGAGGAGGAGGAGGAGGAGGAGGGGGAGGAGGGGGAAUGCAGUAAGAUGGUGUCGAAUGAAAGAAGCUGAACUUGUGUAAAACACAGUCGAAAAAACCACAGACUACACACCACAACAAGAAAAAGACAGAGUAACUAUUCAAGCUUCAUGUUUUUUUAAUGUGAAUAAAAAAACUGCUAUUAAAGUCAGACUUCAUGCAAAGGCCGUUUCAUUUAAACAUAAGUGAUAAAAAAAAAAAAGCAUCACUUAUGAGUCACGUUGGUUUAAAUUUAUUUUCUGCCUUCACUGCACUAACUCUCACUGCUGGAUUUGUGUGAGAGCAAAAAAAAAGAAAGAAAAAAAAAGUGAUAUUUUUGUUCAAACGGGGGUUAAAAGGCCGUUUAUCCACUCUGCUACAAAUCAAAUCAAGGUAAUUGGAUCAAGUAAGUGUUGUAAAUGGAUUCGAGUACUUUUCUGGACUUGAUUAGCCUCGAGAGGAGGAGGAAACUGAAAGAGGACUGGAUGUACCUGAGAAGUGUUCGGCACACGCACAGGCCUUUCCAAGAAGAGCUACUGCUACCCGACGUGUUUACUCGCGCGUCCAGUCGGGGAUCACGUUUCAUAGGAAUAGUCUCAAUACCACGUUUAAUCCAAAACACAGAGUCAAAAACAGGCAAAUGUACCUCAAAACAAACUCCCGUGUCACGGCAGACCACAGGAAAACGACUGACUAAUGUUCAUCGCCGCGCGUCACAUCCUCCGUGUAGCUGUGAGAGGACACAUCACAUCUGUAAAGACUAACAUGUAUAGACUAAUAUAUUUGGAUUACCCGAGACACACACACACACACACACACACACACACACUGUAUCUUCUAGCUUCACAUGUUAUUAGUUCCACAAGUCAUGACUCUACUAUUUAUAUAUCACAAACAUUUACUUGUACCACGCAGCAUGUGCACAGAGCUUGCCAAAAAAAAAAAAAACCUGUCGUGUGUCAUGUUUUUUUUUGUUGUUGUCUGUUUUGUUUGUUGUAAACACACAAAUAUACGUUUGUCGGAUGAGUCGUGUCGUCCCCAUCUGUGCUGUAGAUGUAGAUGAAUCGGAGGUUGGGUCAAAAAAGCAACCGUUGCAUUGAAGAGAUGCCCAAAAUGAACGAGUGUUUGAUAAACUGUAACGGCUGUGACUUUUGUGUCGAGUGGCAGUUCACGUCAGUGUUUCCGGUCUUCAUUCAUCGAGUAACGAUGAAGCGCCCCAUCCAAAUAUUCUAUCUAUAAAAGUGUACUCCUGUUAUUUGUGAUAUUUUACUGUACUUUAUACACUAUAUGAAAUAAAUAGCUACUUUAUACCGACCCAUACAA